AUGGUGCUGGAUGAUGGCGAGAUGAUAGAAGGCCACUUUAUGGACCCAGAAGCCACCGCGGAGAUUGUUGACGAUAUCGAGGAAGGUGACGCUCCCGGUGUGUGCGCUGUCUGCGGGCAGAUGGAACCACCAGGCUUUGGUAGUCAACAAUUUUCAGGCAAUACGGAUGAUUGUCAGGUUGUUGACUGGGCUUUCUGUGACUACUGCAAUCGAUGGGUCCAUCUGAACGACCAAUGCAGCCGAGAUGCCGUUAUCGGGGACAAUGCUUUCAUGUGCGCACUUUGCCACUACGAAAGUGAAGACAAAGGUCAAGCUUUAGGCUCCGGAGAAAUUGCCUGUUCUCUGGCUGAUCCCUUCGUUCCUGUCUACUCUGCGACCUGA
Dibothriocephalus latus is the source of this 381-nucleotide messenger RNA. The record is from the annotation of a GenBank genome assembly. NCBI's taxonomy places the organism in Eukaryota, Metazoa, Platyhelminthes, Cestoda, Diphyllobothriidea, Diphyllobothriidae.